Molecule: messenger RNA, 1464 nt
Organism: Plasmodium gonderi
Lineage: Eukaryota; Apicomplexa; Aconoidasida; Haemosporida; Plasmodiidae
Product: ribosomal processing protein
Exons: 1
Coding region: 1-1464 (487 amino acids)
Biological process (GO): maturation of SSU-rRNA from tricistronic rRNA transcript (SSU-rRNA, 5.8S rRNA, LSU-rRNA)
Cellular component (GO): small-subunit processome; nucleolus
Molecular function (GO): protein binding
Source: RefSeq, a predicted model, not a curated record
AUGGAAGUAAACAUUUUGCACAGAAAUCCCGAGGAAUAUAAAAAUAAUCCAGGUGCCUCAACGUACAAACAUACGAGAAGUUUUGAUAAAAAUAUUCAUCUUUUUCAAAGAGAAAUAGAAUAUAAGAGAGCCCUAAAUGCAACAAAAAUUGAUAAAAUAUUUGCAAAACCGUUAGUGAAAUGUCUAGAUGGACAUGACGAUUCAGUGAGGACCUUGUGUGUGUCUAAUAAAAAUUUAACUGAUCUGUACAGUGGUAGCUGCAAUGGUUUCAUAAACAUUUGGAAUAUAUUAAAUAAAAAAUUAAUAAAAAAAUUGAAAGCCCAUGAUGGAUUUGUCAGAGGUUUAUGUAUCAGUCAUGACGAAAAAUUUCUUUUCAGUUGUGGUGACGAUAAAUAUAUAAAACAAUGGGUUAUUGAAAAAAACAGAAAUGUGAAUGAUUUGGAUGUACAAGAUCAAGAUAAUAAUAUGUUUGGAAUGCAUAAUACUAGCACGGAGAAUAGCGUCUGUAGUUUUGGUGCCUUGGUGGCAAACCAAAAUAUGAACUUAUUAGACAAUCUAUCCAAUGUAAUGAUACCCAAAAAAAUUUAUGUAUGUAAGAGCGUACCAAAUAGCAUUGAUAAACACUUUUCAGAACCUUUAAUAAUAUCAGGUAGCCAAAAUUUAGAUGUUUGGGAUUAUUACAGAAACAAUGCAAUAGCAAGUUUCGAUUAUAAUAGUGAAUACAUUUAUUAUGUAAAAUUUAAUUAUUCACAAAGAAAUUUAGUGGGUUUAACUUUAUCUGAUAAUUCGAUUGGACUAGCUGAUAUAAGAACCAAAACUCCGAUUAAAAAAUUAUUUCUAAAAUAUAGGUCUAAUUCCUUAAGCUGGAAUAAUAUGAAUCCAAAACAGUUUAUUGUAGCUAAUGAAGAUUCUAACUUAUAUACAUUUGAUAUUAGAUAUUUAAAAACAGCUUACUUAGUUCAUAAAGGAUUUGUAAAUGCUGUGUUAGAUGUCGAUUUCUCUCCAAUUGGAAAUAAAUUUGUUGCUUGUUCGUAUGACAAAACAAUCAGAUUAUUUAAUAGUGAUGAAUCUACAAGUUAUGAUGUCUACCACACUAAGAGAAUGCAACACGUUCUUUGUUGCAAAUUUAGUUUAGAUGAUAAAUAUGUACUCACAGGAAGCUCAGAUAUGUGUAUACGAAUUUGGAGAUCAUGUGCACAUGAACCAUCUGGUGUUUUAUCACAUAAAGAAAAACAAGCCAUAAAUUACAGAAACAAAUUAAAAGAAAAAUAUGCCUCAUUAAAGGAAAUUAAAAGAAUUCGCAACCAUCACCAUGUACCUGCUCUUAUCAAAAGUAUGUCAGAUAAAAAGAAGGUUAUGCUCGAGGCCAGAAAGAGGAAAGAAAACAAUAGAAUCAAACAUUCAAAGAAUCCUGAUCAGUUGCCUCUUCCAGAGAAGAAAAAAAUAUUUGUCACUGAGCAGUAG